Cydia pomonella (codling moth) is the source of this 4898-nucleotide messenger RNA. RefSeq lists its product as uncharacterized. The transcript is spliced from 5 exons. The record is from RefSeq and is a predicted model, not a curated record. Lineage: Eukaryota; Metazoa; Arthropoda; Insecta; Lepidoptera; Tortricidae. Bases 323 to 907 code for a protein of 194 amino acids.
AACUUCGGUCCGCGACGCCAUGUUGUCAUGCAAAAACGCGUCUACACAAUAACACAAAACAUCUGUUCGCGGCGUCCAUUACGAGACAGUCCUGUCAAACGCCAGCAAAAUGUACAACUAAGUAAAGACGAAGGAAUAGAGUUGAGUUUAGAAAAGAAUACAGUGGCGCCCUCACCAGGCGGAUUCACCUUGCUUUGGUAGCUAUUACGUACUUACAUUCGUUAGCAUUCUCCUGCCGCGCGCUGUGUGCCAACGCAAAAAUCAACAUUGAAUAUAAAAUCUGCAUUUGAGAUUCACGUGAAGUGCUAUUAUUAAAUCGAGAAUGUUGGAUAGAAGCGCCAUGAUGAGACACGCGAAGUGCUGUUGCGUCCCCGUAGAAACGGCCACCUUCAUUUUCGCAGUGUUUAGCUCUGUCAUAUCCGGCUUCGGGACCGUGGCCUUCGCCACCGUCAACACCUGGUACGGGUCCGUCACGGGAGACGAGACCUUAAACCAGUUCUGGGACCGCGACCCGGAGACCGUCCGCAUGUCUAUGGGAGACAAAGUUUAUAACCAGAGGAUGGUCGACUACACUGCGGCUAUGGCGGCCUUGCUGUUUUUCUUCGUUUGCAAUGUGGUGUCCUUUAUUUUCUCUGUGUUCCUGUGCUAUGGGACUAACAAGAGGCGCCCAGGUUUCGUGAAGGCUUACCUGGUGUAUGGCGUGGUGGUGACCAUUCUCAUGAUGGCCGGAGCUGUCCUGUACUCCUGGCUCAUGGAGGAAAUUAUUGUAGGUUCCAUCAUCCUCAUUUCUUGUGGCGUGUACUCGAUGAUCCUCCUGAUGGUCCAGCGCACAUAUGAAGUCCUCCGCGUCGAGCAGAGCCGCAACUCCGCGCAACUGCUGUGCCCCGAGCCUUGCAUGAAAUCUUAAACAUUACAUCGGAUAAAUAUGAUUCAAUGUUAAUGUAUCGCAAACGUUCGUUUUAAUUAUAAUCAUGAAAUUUUAAAGUGGAACUCUGUUGAGGCUUUAAAACAUGAGGUUGACAAAGAAAUCGAUAAAUUUAUUAAUAAUAUAUAUAAUUAUAUAUAUCGAUGAUCUCUGAAACAGCUCUAAGGAUUUCGAUAUUUUCGAUGAAGUUUGCUAUGUGGGGGUUUGUUUUCGGGGGCGAAAAAUCGAAAUCUGAGGGAAAGCACAUUUUUGCGUUUUUAUAGGUAGUCCGAGCAAAGCUCGGUCUCCCAGAUAUAAUAUAAAAACUACCUAAACUUUAAACCUUAAACAUAUUUAACUUUGGGUAAAUUAAAGCAGAAUUUAUAUUUUUGUGAUAAAUAUAAAAUUUGGUGACAAAAAAUAAAAUUGUCAUUUAUAUAUUUACAUAUUAGCUCCAGUGGUAUUGUUAUCACUUGUCAUGUCAUGCGUCUCUUUCGCACUUACAUGCUUGUUAGAACGUGACAGGCAUGGUGACAAAUGGUAAAAAACCUUAUUGUUAGCCCGGUUGUCAUUUAUAUAUUAUUCGAUGUUCCUGGGUUCGAAUCCCGGUACGGGCAUUUAUUUGUGUGAUGAGCACAGAAAUUUGUUGCUGAAUCAUACAUAAUAUAUCGUUGUCUGAGUACCCACAACACAAGCCUUCUUUACCGUGGGACUUAGUCAAUCUGUGCAAGAAUGUCCCUAUAAUAUUUAUUUAUAUUAUUUAUUUCUUAGCAUCCCAAUUACGACUAAAAAUGUAUGACGAUUUAAAGUCCUUUCCGCUUUAGUUGUUUUAAGAAACAUUAAUAAACUGAAUAUUUUUGUAUGAAAGUAUUUUUAUAAAUAUUUAUUACAAAAAUUAAUUAUGCUUUGGCACAAUCGUGUGAAUAAAUAAUAAUUUGAUUAAGCUGCACAAAUUUGAGAUUCUUUACAAUAUUUCGCAUAUAUCUGUUUAUGUAUGUGUUAAUUAAUGAAAUUAAAUAUUUAUUACCUACUAUAUGAAAUAAUCUAUCGUGUUAAAAGUAAAUGUUUAAAAAAUGUAGCUAAAUGUAGGAUGUGUUAGUAAUAAAUAUUCAUAAUUAUAAGCUUUUUAUGAAGUCAGUGUAGAAAACAUGAUAUAUUACGCUAAGUUUUAUUUAUUUUAAGUUAAAAUGAUUUUCUUACAGUAAUUCAAUGGAAAUUAAAUUAUAUCUGAGUAGCAACCCUUACUGAAAACAUAUUGUAAUCGUGAACUCAAAAGGGCCUUGUUUUUUACAAGCUUUUAUUUACCUUGCAAUGUAUGUACGGGUUGACUAUGUAUGUACGGAUCAAAUCUUGCAAAUUAAAUUUGACCCACUUUCCGGUUUCCGAUGAAGCUGAAAAUUUGCAAACAUAUGUAAAUUGGAUGAUCUGAUGGAGACAGAUGGCCAUAGGAACUCUGAUAAAACAACGCAACCUAAUUAUGUUUGAGUUUGUUAGAAUUGUCUCUAUAAGUACUAGUUGACUGUGGAAAGAAAAUUACAGUCAGCGAUAAUAACUUGUAUCAAAAUUGUUUUUUUUUUUUCAAAAAACUUUUCGUACGCAGCUUGGUCCAUUUGUCUCUAGCUUGGCUUACAAUACAACAAUUUUAAGCUUAACCUUUUGACCGCCAAAGACGUCAUAUGACGUGCGCGGCUACAGCCCAAUAUCAACCUUCAUGCGUACCGACAAGGUUCACGAUGACGCGCCGCGUGCGAUAGGCCUGGCGUUCAAAAGGUUAAAUCCCAGGGCCCUCCCCCUACUAGAUGGUGUGCUCAAAUCACUGCACCUAUGCAAUUAAAACUGCACGAGGACAUGCGCCUGGCAAGGAAUAGAAGCCUAUGGAGGAAUUAGAUCUUCAACAGAAGGACAUGAUGUCACGACUCACGAUCCUCAGCAUUGAGGGACCGACUGAAGAAGAAGCUUAAAUAACAGAUUUGAAAAUCGCCUAUGUUGGGCCAUGCUCAGUGUAGGGUUCCGUAGUUACCAUUCUGUCAGAAUAGGCCAAACGGGGGCUAUUACUAAGUAUCAUGUACAUUACAAGCAUAAGGGAGUACCUUCGCAGCACUUUGUUUUCUUUUUACUAAGAAGAGAAGACUUUUUUCUAAGAAGAGAAGACUUUUUACUAAGAAAAGAAGACUUUUUUCUAAGAAGAGAAGACUUUUUACUAAGAAAAGAAGACUUUUUUCUAAGAAGAGAAGACUUUUUACUGAGAAGGGAAGGCUUUUUGCAAUGACUUAAAAACAGAUGGACCGAUCAUGUUCACUAUAGUUUUCAUUGAAAGUUACUAAGCUUUUGUUUUACGAUUCUCUCCAUAUUUUUUGUACCCAAGUUAGAGGGGGGGACACAUUAUUUUUAAAGAAAUAAAACAAGGCAUCGUGUGAAUGUUUGGCUGUGAUAACUUGAAAGCAACACAGAAAUAGUAACUGGGUCUAUAUCACUGUAAAAGUGUAUGUAUAAAAAAAACAGUUUAAGUGGAUAAUCUUUCGAAUAAAAAAAAAUAUAUAUAUAAAAAAAAAAUCAUUUAUUUCAGACCUUGGUCCAUACAGUGUUAGUACGACUUACUCUAAAAAUUAUAUUAUAAUUAUACUAUAUUUUUUAGGGUUGUGUUUUUUUUUUUAUACUACGUCGGUGGCAAACAGCCGUAUGCCUGGUGGUUUAUUUUGAGGUACCUAUAUACUUAUGAUAUAUCGUUUGGUUUUGUAUAGUACUUCUACCGGAGUCUUUAUUUCACUGUUGUAUUGUUUUUUAUUGUAAAAUAAAACUAUAGAAGCGGAUUAGAUAGCGAAUAAUGAUUUUUUUCUACUCGUCGACGGUAAUGGUUGAAUAAAGAUUUCUUAUACUAAACUAUAAUUGCGUACUUUUCAUGUAUAGGCUCCCAACUCAAGUAUAAUAUUAGAUAAAGUAGAGAUAAAACUACGCGAUAAACAUACGCCGGCUCUAACCCUACACCUCUGACCCGAGAUUGCCGAGAAGAUUCAAUUCCCUCCUAAAUUGUAGGAGGUUAUCCGAAGGCAAGAUGCUCGGCGCGACACAACUUUUCAAAACAUUACAUCUUAUAAUUAACAUGCAUUACAUUAAAAAACUUUUUAACAAAAAAUAAAACCGACUUCAAAUAUUAUCAAAAGCGCCAUACAUGUACCUAUAACAUUUGAAGAGUUCCCUCGAUUUCUCCAAGAUCCCAUCAUCAGGCCCCGACUUGGUGCCAACGGGACCAUAUCGGGGUUAUACCCGUUCGUUCUCGGAGAUAUCGAGUAACAUACAUUAAAAAAAAACAGUCGAAUUGAGAACCUCCUCCUUUUUUGAAGUCGGUUAAAAAUACAUUUAAAUUGAUAUGGAAUUGAAAGCUAAUACUGCCUGAAAUAAAGCCUUUUAUUUUAUUUUAUUAUGUUUAUACUAAGAAUGGUCAACGUCAUGCAACACAAGGGUCUCACAGUCUAUGACUUGCUUGUUCAGUCGCCAGCAAAUAUAUCAGACCGGCCAAGGUGUCCACAAAUAUCUGAGCACGCCUCUAAUGUCAAUGCGUUAGAGGGCCUGUUCAGAUAUUUGUGAACACCUCGGCCGCUCCGAUAUAUCUGAUGGCGACUGUUCCUUUGUGAAACAUAUUUUUGCCUGCGGUAUUUCCGGACCCAUACGACCUUCAAACCUUCAAGAAAAGAGCGUACUCCCAUCUUAUAGGCCGGCAACGCACUUACAACCUCUCUGGUGUUGCAAGUGUCCAUGGGCGGCGGUAAUCGCUUUCCAUCAGGGUGAUCCGUCUGGUCGUUUGCCUAAACGUCAGGAUGUAUUGUGUUAUAGAAUUAUACGUCAUAUACCUAAUCCAUUUCUAGUUUUAUUUCAUAAGUAACCAUCGCGAUAACCGAAGACAACGUUGUAUUGUAGUUCAUAAUAAUAUUUAAUAAAAUAAAUUGAGCUUAUCGAUGUUUUGUGAUUAUGAUUAAAUAAAUUAUGUCUAUAGAAA